UUUUUUUUUUGCUGUAUUUCUAAUCAUUUGUCAGCCCAUGUUUAUAUAUAUAAGCAAUAGAUUGUAACCUCAAAUUGUAUUACAACAUGUCUACUCGCUUACCUGUUUUCUUCAUUUCUCAUGGUGGUCCUAAUUUAUUAGAAGACCAAGCAAAACCUGGUAAAUUCUAUUCAUGGUUUGGCAAAUACCUCCAAGCAUUAAAGCCAAAGGGUAUUGUGAUUAUUAGUGCCCAUUGGCAAGGACAUGGUCACAGUGGUAUUUAUGUUGACACUUCUGAAAAGCCUAAAUUAAUUUAUGAUUUCUACAACUUUCCCAGACAUUAUUAUCAACAACAAUGGGACCAUCAAGGAUCUCCUGCUCUUGCUGACCGUGUCUUGAGCUUAUUGAACCAUGCUGGUGUUGCUGAAGCAAAAGGCAAGAAAUAUGGUAAUGAUCAUGGUGUUUGGGUUCCUUUAAAGCGUGCCAUGGAAUCCAAUCCAGACAUACCUAUUGUAGAAGUAUCUACUUUUGAACAUGAAGAUAUGGACAUGCAUGUCAAAAUGGGUGAAGCAUUGGCCCCUUUAAGAGAAGAUGGUAUUGUCAUCAUUGGCAGUGGUAGUGCUGUUCAUAAUUUAUCUACACUCUGGACAUAUGGCGAUAAACCUUCUCCCAAGUAUGUGGUUGAUUUCGAUAAGGAUUUACAAGACAUUGCUUGUCGAUAUGUUGGUAAAGAACGUUGUGAGAAAGCCAUUCAGUUAGAUCAACAUACUGCCUUUAGAAGAUGUCAUCCUACAGCUGAGCAUCUUGUUCCUUUUCAUGUAGCUGUAGGCGCUGCUGGUGAAGAUAAGGGAAGAAAGUUGAUUACAGACUUUUUUUCUACCAUUAGCUGGGGAUGCUUUGGAUUUGGUUUACCUCAAGACGUUGUCCUUCCUGAAUAUAAUUAAAGUUUAUUUAAGCAUUAAAGUUACAAACAACAGCAUAAGUUUGAUCAUCAAUCACUGCUUCCACACGAAGUUCCACUUCACCAAAAUACAUCUGAAAACAUGAGUUUAGCAUUAAUAGAAAAAUAUAUAAAAAAAAAAAUCUUACCUUGAUAGUCAAAGGAACAGGAUCACCGUGUCUUACGUUAGGCAAGACCGGCAUAGGAAUUUCAAAAUCAAACACUUUUCGUACAUUGACUGUGGGGGUUGAAAUGGUAUAUCUUGGUUCAGUCUCACUAUCAGAAGCAUAGAAUGUACAAGCAGUGUGG
This is a messenger RNA of Gilbertella persicaria, 1228 nucleotides long. RefSeq names its product aromatic ring-opening dioxygenase LigB subunit. NCBI's taxonomy places the organism in Eukaryota, Fungi, Mucoromycota, Mucoromycetes, Mucorales, Choanephoraceae. The transcript has 4 exons. The record is from RefSeq and is a predicted model, not a curated record. The coding region runs from base 87 to 923 and encodes 278 amino acids. Gene Ontology annotation, molecular function: oxidoreductase activity, acting on single donors with incorporation of molecular oxygen; ferrous iron binding; zinc ion binding.